Molecule: messenger RNA, 20490 nt
Organism: Miniopterus natalensis
Lineage: Eukaryota; Metazoa; Chordata; Mammalia; Chiroptera; Miniopteridae
Source: RefSeq, a predicted model, not a curated record
AUGGAGCUGUACCUCAGCUCCUGCUCCAAGGCUGCCAGAGUUGCCUCCACCAGGACGGCCACCAGCAGCCUGGCUGAUGACCGAGAGCAGUGCAAAGAGGGUGGGCCCAAAACCCACUUUCUAAGCAUCGGAGAGGCUGAACUAUUGGUUCUGCCUCUUGGGGUCAAGCUGCCUGUGAUCCCAGGGAGCAAUACUUUCUACUAUACUACGAAGUUAAGUGAAAAGGUAAUUUUUGUCUCUUAUGCUUUUAAUCUGACUGAUCCUUAUUGUGGCCUUUUGGGAAACCAAUAUAAAAAUCUCCAUAAUCCACAUUUAAGAGCACGCCAUUCAUGCAAUGAUACCUUGAGGAGAUAAAAGAAAGGUGGCUACUUCACCAGCAAUAAUGAAGUUGCAUGUAACUUGAUGGAAUUGAAGUACAGGUAAUAUCUUACCAGUUUAAAAUUAGAAUUUAAGAGAAACUAUGUCUGAGAACAAAAAAUGCUUGCAAAUCAAGUAAAUAGACUACAAGAAAACAAUCAACGACCUGGACAUUGUGAUGUUGCCCAUUUCCACAACUUGUUGUUAUGGGAGCACAUCCCACCUUGUAAGAACCAUGAGCAAUUAUUGAGGCACAGAUAUUUGGAUAUGAUAAGUAGGGAAUUAGAACUACGUGAGCGCAGAGCAGAAGAGCAGCGUCGACUCUGGAUGGACAGAGAAGAAAGAUGGCAGUGGGAACAAGCAAAAAGAAAACUUAGUCUUCGUAGAAAAAUUGAAGAGGAAUGGAAGACAAAAGAGAUGUUACUUCUCACAAAAAUUGUAGAAGAUGUUAAAAGAGAAGCUAGGAUAGAGGAACAGCGGCGUAGAACCCGGGAAGAGAGUGACAAGAAGAAACAAGCCCUUUUAGAGAGAAAAAUGGCUUAUCAUUUACAAAAAAUGCAACAAAAUGGCCUUAAAAGAGAAGACAUGGGAAAAAAUUUACCUGAUUACAGAGGACAAGAUGGGACAUAUUGUGACCGUAAGAAUAUUAAUAACCGCACAACAAAUGUCAAUCAUCAAUCUCCAAGUAGUUCAAAGAAUGUUGUCAAAAGUUCAGAAGCAACUCCAGUUUGUCACUCAAAUGGUACUGAACAAAAGAAAGAUGGAAUAACUAAAAAAUCAAGCAUUUGCAAUGAAAAAGGAGCUGUGUAUCCCUCAGCUCAAGAUUAUACUCUUUCUGCUCAAACAUCACCCACAAGAAAUUUUCCCAGACCUUCACAGCCUAAUUUGGGAUCUACAAAAGUUGAAGAAUAUAGUAUUUCUUUUGCCUCAAAUUCAAACAGAAUUAAUGAGAAGGAGACAAAUGCUGCUUGGAGCAGAGGACAAACCAAGAGGUCAAGCUACAUCUGUGAAUCAGGACCUCAGGCUCCAGCUGCAGCCCAGGAUGCUUUCUUAAAUACACAACAGAAUAACCUACAAAACUACUGGGAAAAAAAAGUAACUUCUGAAGAACUACAUAGUAUAAUUCAAAAUAUAAUGGCCUGGGUUGUGGCUACAGUGACCAGUAUACUAUACCCAGCCAUUACAAAGUAUGAAGAAAGGUUGCAAAAUAAUGCAUACCUAGUGUCUGAUGAUUCUGUCCUCUCUUCAGAGAGUUCAAGUUUCUGCAGCACAUGCAGCGAAGAGUUUACAUAUGGAAGCUACACAUCUGCAACAACUAAAACAUUUCAGAGAGAGCCCUGUGCUUUUGCAGUUGACGUUUCAGUAAGGCGACCACCUACACCUUCUACACCUUUAAAACCACCCUCUGCCCAUGUGGAAAGAACAGUUGUUGGAAAAACGUAUCACAUGAAAGGACAACCUAUAACAUCUGAAUGCAGAUAUAAUAAAACCUGCAGGAUAUAUGCAUACCCUGAGCUCAGAAGUUGUAAAUCUGAUAGUCAUCUGUUAGUAUCGUUUGAAAGAGGCACAAAAAAAUCUAAGGAUGCUACCACUGAGACAGAGGCCUUAGAGAAGCUACAGUCUUCUGAUCAAAAGGCAAAAGCUGAAAUAAAGAAUUUAGAGAAAAUUUUUGUUAACUUUAAAUGUCAUUUAAAAGGGGAAACUGAAUUGAUUUUAGAAAGCAUUUUUCAAGAAAUAAUGUCUGACUUAACACAGGCCAUUCCCUCCAUUUCUUCUGUUACUGCUGAAGUUUUUGUUGACCAAAGUGAGCCUGAAAAAAGAGACUUGCUCUCCAGUGUUGAUAUCAGCUCAGUAGCUUCAGAGAUUGUGGAAAAUAUGUUUGAGAAGCUACAGUCUGCCGUUGAGAAAACAUGUGUUGAGAUGUUUUCACAAGAAGAUUGGCCAGUUGAAGUGACACCAUGCUUAACACCCACUAGAGAAUAUCUCACUCCACUGAGUGGAAAGCCUUUAAAAGUUUCACUGCCUUGUACUAUGGAACCCAUGUGUGAUAUUGCAGAGGAUAUGGUGCAUGCCAUUUUAGAAAAGCUGAUCACCCUUGCAUCUUAUAAGCAAGAUGAACUUCCUUACCUCGAAUAUGCAACUAAACUUUCCUAUCAGGAAGAUAUGACAGACCCAACAUCUAUGAUCCUUAAAAAAACUGAAAAAAAGAAAUGUGCUCCUGAACAUGAUGCAGCUAAUUUAAUUGUUAAAGAAGAAAUAAAAAAUUUAAUGUCAAAUAUUGUUUCCCAGUCUCCUUUGGUUGGCUACAUAGAAGAAGCAAUCAGCACUAUAUUAGGCUACGUACAAAAUGAACUUAAAAAUGAGAGACUCAUUGCAUCUGAAGAAACAGUAGUAUUCCUCCAGCUACUUGAUGAUAUUUUCACUCAACUACAUCAGGAGCCAGUAAAAGCGGUUGCUCAAAAAAGUAGACGCUGUAGACUGAGAAAUCCUUCUGACACUGAAGAAAAGUACAGACUAACUGGCACUACAUUAUCUAGUGGUCCUGGGUCUAGAAAACCAUUACCACCUAUUAAUGUUCCUGGCAUGGUUCUUUACACUGAAGAUGAAAAUGAAGAAAUAGACAAAAUUGUUGAAAAUGUGCUCAAUUCGUCUUUGAAAGAUGAAAAGGCAAAAUCACAAGGGCAGGACCCUGAACAUUGGUUUACAAAAGGAUACACUAGUUUUGAAUACAAAAGUAGUAGCACACCACCCCCGAGGCCUGCUUCCCUAAGAGGCAAAGUUGCAUUUUCUGAUGGAUUAAAGACCAAGUUACCAUGUAUUAAUAAUAAAGAAAUGCUAAAGAAAAAAACCUGUUUCAGUAAAGAUGUGUUGACUUUCAGCCAAGAUCAAAAGCAUCAGAUACAAAAGGCUUCAUCAAAAGAAAUCAAAAGUAUUUUAACAGAAGUUCUCAAGGACAUAUCUUCUGUUCCUCCUGGUCACUCAGGCAGCAAAACUAGCAAGAAAGCUCCAGUUCCUGUUUCAGGAAAACCUCAAGGACUGUCGCUUCAAGAAUGGAUAGACCAGAUGUUCUCUGUGUCCGAAGUUAAUACAGUGGCUCAAGAGAUAACAGAUGCUGUAUUAAAUAUACUUCAUAGGGCAGCAGGCUGCAUCCCCAAUACCACCAGAAGUUUCAUUUCAUCAUCGGGUCAUCAAACUUCUCUAGGUAGUUCUGAUACCCCCGCUAUGGUCAGAGAGGCGCCAAAUAAAAAACCAUUAAAAAUAUGGUUUGACAGUGAAAAGAAAAUGAAAUAUUUAUCGUCACUCAACUUAGAUCCUGAAAACCCUUCCCUGUUAAAGUUUGAGGAAAGCGAACCUAAACCGGUAGAUGAUAUUACUGAUACCAUCAUUAACACAGUUUUUAAAAGGCUGAAGUCGCUCAUUUAUCCAAAAUUGCAAAUGGGCUUCAGACCUUCAUGUGCAGAGCAAUCUUCACUACACUCUCAAAUUUGUGCUUACGCAACCAAGGUGGUGAACAUUGUUUUGCAGGCUAUCCAGAAUGAACUGGAACUCGGUAAGAAAAACCCGAACCUGCAGGAAACAGGCCACACCAGGUCCCUUAGAGGUAAAGAACUGUUUGCUGGCACCGGUAAAUUAGAAUCUCUCGUCUCAGGUCUCAACGAUGACAUGAUGGCAUCUCCAUUACUGACCUGUAUUUGCGAAAUGUUAUCAAGCGGACAUUCAGGUAGAAGCAGUAAUCCAGCCCCUGCCGAUAAGCCGGGGCCUUCAGCUUCACAGGGAUCUGACAGUGCUGAAAAACAAAGCACUUUGCCAAGCAGGCAGGAUAAAACGUCUUUUCAACAAUAUCUAGCUGCUCCACGUGCUCUCCAUAGUGACUUCAGUGGACAAGAUCUCAAAGAGAACGCCAAAUUGCAAGUGUUAGAUAGUAUCGGGGAAACGCUGUAUGAAAUGUUAUAUAAGCUCAUGGGCGCUCCUCCUGAGGGCCAGCCGUCUUGUCGUAAGCAGAAGGGAGAGAAGAUGGGUGAGAAUCGGCCAAUGGCUACUAAACUGAAGUCUAAUAUUCAGCUCAUUUCCAAAACAAUCUUGGAAUAUAUCCUCGCCAAAUUAUGCAGUGUUGACACGGACACCAGUUUUGCAAGUUCUGGAAUUAAAGCUGUCUCGGAGUCUCUUGACAUUGAUAGCCUAUCAUUUAAGUCAAUUAUUGAGGAAGUGGCCAAAUGCACUGACAUCAUCUCCAGCAUAGUUUCCAGCAUGGUCCAGGAGAGGAAUAAAGACGUGGCUAACAGGGAGGCAAAAACGACUGCUCCUGGGUCUCCCAGAACAGGGAGCACGAAAGAAACACAUCCAAAUAAACUGAAAGCUAUGGCUUCUGAUAUUCUUAAUAUGGUUUUCGCUAAACUGGAAGGAUUUGCCAAUGGAAAUUUAGAAACUCUGGAUUCUACUAGUGACGGAAAUAAAAAAGGCAAUCAGAUGGACUUGAAGUGCGAUAGUCCCAGUGUUUCCAGAGACACAUGUGAAGAGUUGCUGCAGUCUGCUCUGUACCCACAGGCAAAGAAGGUAUCGAGUACUAUUUUGAAAGCUAUUCAGACAGAGUUAAAUAAGAACUCAUUAGAUUUAAGGACAAGUGUAAAGACCCCAUCGCCUGAGAAACAAAUUCUUACGGACAUAGUCAAUUUAAUUUUAGAUGCAGCAUCCUCAGAUGUGUUUAAUGAAACUGAACCUGAAGAAAGAGGCAUGGAAACUUACCGGUACAGGCCAACCUAUGGAAACUUUCUUCCUGGAGGAGCGGAAUCAGAUUCAUUUCUAGACGACGCUGCACCUGCAGAGAAAGAAGUCAGUGGAGAGAGAACAUUACCAGGAGGAGGCAGAGAGGCAGAUUCUCUUAAACCAUGGGUUCUAGAAAGGACCUUAAACAAAAUUCAAGUGAAACUGAAGGAACCACAGAAAUCUCCAGUCGUUCCCAUUAUAAGACAUAUUUUGAAAGAAAUUUUUCAAAGUGCUUUGGUCAAUCAAUUAAAUGUGCUUUCUCUCUCCCACUCGCAGUUAAGUGGCAUCCCUCAAAAUGUUGAUGAGCCGAUUGCUCCAACAUCUGUUCCAUUUGUAGAUAAGAUGACGGGUCCUUUAGUGUCUGAAGCAGAUGUAACCAUAGUGGUAGAUAAUGUUGUUACAACCGUAUUUCACAAACUCUAUUCAGCUGCCAUGACACAGAGAAGUGCAAGUCAAAAUAGGUAUAAAACCAUCACCCUUUCAGCAAAUGUUUCUUUUCAUGUACCAGCCUAUGGAGAAAAGUCCUCUGUUACUGUGCUGGACAAGAAUCCAUGUACUGUUCAGUCCAGAUUCAGUGCUGACAAACAGGCCAAAAUAAAUGUAGCUGAAGAUAUUGUACAGGAAAUAUUAACAAAUCUAGAAACUUUUGCUACUUACAAAGUAAAAUCUCUCUUUUGUCCCCAAAUCAAGUUCACAGUUCCAAUGCCUUUACCUGUUCAGCAGGAUAAGAGUAUAUUAAGCAAAGCAUUAUCAGCCAAAGGUUUAUAUUCUGAUGAUCCAUUUUCUAGCUUCUCAGUGAAUCAUAUUAUGUCAGAAAAGACCAACUCAUGCCAACUCUCUUUAAAUAAAUUAAAUACACAUGCAACAGAAGUAGCCAGAAAAAUUUUACAAGGAAUCAAAUAUGAGUUAGAAAAAGAAAGGGAAAGUCCUUUCUUAACUCAAAACAUUGUGGUUUCUGAAGCUAUUGCAAGUCAAGUUGUUAAUACAGUGUUAGAUAUUGUAUCAUCUAAAAGCAAAUGUGACAAAAAUGAUUCUGACAAAGAGUUUAAUUCAGGUGAGCAAGAAGGCAUUAUUGAAAAGAUGUUUAAUAAGACUGAAUAUCGAAAAGAACUUCAGUUUCAAAUACACGAUAUCAUUGAAGGCAUCUUAUGUGAUAUUUAUGAAAAAACACUGCAUCAAAAUAAUCUCUCAUGUACCAUGCCCACUCUGAAAUAUAGCAGAGCUGGUAAACAUUUUGGAGCAAAUGCUGAAAUGUACAUUGAGGGUGCAAAUAGGGUUAUUCCAAAACUUUCAGUUCCUAAAUCAGAUGUCAUUUUGAUAUCCAAUGAUAUAGUGGAUAUUGUCCUUCAUAAUCUCAGUUCUACUGUCAUGCUUGGCAUAAAAGCAGAGGAUCCUACUUCUGCAAGAUUGCCCCUUACCUUUUGUGAUAUGUUUCCACAAGCAGAGUGCCAACUGCCUCCUCUCAUGGGGUCAAAAAGUGAAAGAAAAACAGAGUGGUUUUCUUCCUCAAGAAAUAUUAAAUCAGCUUAUGCUGUUGAUAGGCAGAUAACUGUAGUAGAGAAAGAAGACACCAAGAAGUCUUCUCCUGACCCAUGUGAGGAAAAUGCUCACUUCAUCACCAAAACUAUUUUUAAUCAGCUAGAAUCUUUUGCCACAAAAAGAAUAGAUUCGUUAAUUACUCUUGCUUUCCAGCCUAAAGAAAAGUCACUUGUUGACCCGGAUCUGGAAAACUGCAAACAGGAGGACAGCAUUCUUCAUGAAUCAAGCCAAACAGAAUCAAAUGUCAAUGUCCUGAAAUUAUCAACUGAAACUAUUGUCAGCCAGGAACUCACAGAUUCCACUUUUGCUAGUUACAGACAAAACCUUGGAUCCACAAUUCAUUUAUCACAGGCUAGUCUUAAGGAAUAUGCUGAUGACAUUGCCAGUGUCAUUUUGAAGCUUAUUAAAAGUGACUUAGACCUAGAAAUCCAAAAGGCAUGCCUAUAUUCAAAUAAUAUUUCAUUCCAAGAAAACAUCAUUGUGAGUGAAAUUGUCAACAAUACCUUAAAGAUUUUAAAUGACAAAAGAUCUGUAAAGGAAAUUAGUUUUUACUCAAAAGAUAAUCCCAACAUAUUUUCACAAUUAGCUAUACCAAAUGAAAUACUGUUAGGACAAAGAGAGCAGGAAAAAACCACCGAGUUAUCUCUGUUUUCACAGUAUCCAUUAGAACAAAACCAGACGCCAUUGGAAAAGGAAAGCCAGAGAAUUGUUUUGGAAGAAAUAUUUAUGAGAAACGGAAAAUCAAAAGAAAAAGAAAAAACUGCCUUGCUCGGUCCAGUGAAAGAAGUUUUAAAUAAAGUGUAUCAACAAAUAAUAAAAAUCAAAGGCCAUUUGCCUCCAUUUAAUGAAAUUUCCUACUUUGUAUCUAAUUCUAAAAUUAAAACAUCAGACAUAACACAAGAAAACUUUUUUCAAUCACAUAUUGACAGUGUAGCAAAUGACAUAGUGGAAAUUGUUUUGGGGGAGAUGUACGCUGUGGUUGUGACACUGUUAUACGAAAGUAACAAAAAAGAAGCUUGUGACAACAGUGACACCUUACCCAAGAAACCAUCAUGGGCCAGAGAAACUAAAGCUGGAAAAGGAAUUAAUUCCACUAGAUGUGUGAUACCACAGGUUUAUCCUUACCCAGGCAAUCAAAACCUCUCUCUAUUAGAAAACAGCUUUCUGCAAUAUUCACCACUACAAGUGGGGAAGGAUUUAGUCCAAAUGGUUCUCAACAAGAUCACAAAUUUUGCUUCAUUUCACCUAGAAGAGGCUUCAUCUCCUGAAGGAUGUUUUAAAACAAGUUUAAAAACAAAACCAAAAGCUACUUCUUUGCCCAAAUUUAAAACAAAACCGCACCUAGGACCUAGUGGUGCUAAGUCCAGAAGCAAGACCAAGUUAAGUCCUGGAGAGAAGACUUCAAAAGACAGCCAGUCCAAGACUGCCAUUGGGCUGCCGCACAUCCUGACAACAGGAGAUGCCAAAAGUUUACCAGGAACGAAACUGCCUACUUCAGACCUGAAAAUGUACGCCAAGCAUAUAAUAAGUAAUAUCCUGGAAGCAACUGUGAAAGAAUUUGAAAAGGUGAAGCAGAUGAGAGCAACGGUCAAUGGGAACACUUUACCAUUUGAUCAAAUCAUGGCAGCGAAUAAAAUAGUUAAUACAGUUUUACAAGGAUUAUAUGCUAUAAAUAACUACGAUUUGGCUCAUCCGAUCGAAUUCUCACACCUGGAUAAUCUCAAACAUUCACAGGGGAAUAUAGGUACAGAGUGUCUUGCCAAAACACAAGCCUGUUUUUACUUGGAAAAUGUUUCCUCACAGCUAGAACAGAUUUUCCCUAAAGACAGCAUAUUUAAAAAAAUGUUUGACAAAUGGCAGGCAGAGUCAAAUGACAUGGAAAGUGAAAAAUGUAACUUAUUGAUGAUAGCCGAAAAUGUUUUGACUGUAAUUUCAAUAAAAUCAAAGGAAUUAGGAUAUUCUCUUUCACUUUUAAAUUUGCCACAUCUUGAGGAUUGUGAAAGUAGGUUCCAUAAAGGUUUUAGAGAAGCUUCUACUAGAGCUGAAGAUACCAAAGCACAAAUCAAUAUGUUUGGAAGGGAAAUCGUUGAAAUGCUAUUUGAAAAAUUACAGCUGUGUUUUUUGUCCCAGAUGCCCACCCCAGAUAGUAAAGAAACUCUAGCAAGUAGAAUAGAAUACACUACUAAAAGUAAAUACAGUUUUCCAACCAAGGACAUCCUCAGCACUGUACCAAUCUAUUACAUGAACACAAAAGACCAACUUUCUUUGGGUUCUACCAAGCAAAUUGUUCUAGAAAUUGUAGAAAGGGUUUUAAACAUGUUAGAGUCAUUUGUAGACUUACAGUUUAAACGUGUCUCUAAACAUGAAUUUUCUGAAAUAGUGAAAAUGCCUAUAGAAAACUUUUUUCCUCUGCAGCAGAGAGUAUUAAGCAAAAAGAUGUUACCAGAAUUACAAUCCCUGAAAAAGUUGGCCGAUGAAUCCAAGUCAAGUGCUGUUAUUUCCAAGGAAAAUGUCCAGAAUAUUUUUCUGCAGGUUCACUCAUUCCAUUCAGAAUUACUUACAUAUGCUGUUAAUAUCAUCAGUGACAUGCUUGGAAUCAUUAAGAACAAGCUAGACAAAGAAAUAAGCCAAGUAGAGCCAUCAAACAGCAUAUUGAAUGAGAACAUGGUAGCAAGCGAGAUCAUUGGCACACUGAUAGACCAAUGCACUCAUUUCAAUGAGUCUCUGAUCCAAACCCUUCCAAUGGAAAGUUUGUUCCCAGAAGUGGAAAAUACCUACAUUGUUAAUCAGGUUGAAUUGGCAACAAAUAUAAAAAUUCCCAAGCCAAAGUUAAAGGGAGUUCGUUUUGGGAAUACUCCAGAGAUUAGUGUUCCUGGUUCCGUGUUUUAUCCUGAAGAAGAUAUGGAAAAUAAUUACAAGUCUUCAUCAAAUGUUUCUGCAUAUACCAGAGCCUCUGUGGAAGACCCAAUUAAAAGCUCAGAGCCAGUGGAAAGGCCUGAUUCAGUAAAUAUGCCAACAUCCUCUGGAAACAAGUUACCAGACUACGGUACAAGGGAAGGGCUAUUUGAUCAAGCCAUACAAGGGAAGAGCGUCCUUCCUGAAGGCAGUGUCUUACAAAAAAUGUUUAAAAGGGUGAAUGAAUCCACAGAAGAAUCAUUAAAGCAAAGUCUGUCAUUCAUAGAAAUGGGAAAAGGUAAAAAUCCAAAAGUGUUUCAUUAUGGGACCCUCAAAGCAGCUGGUGGGCCUAACCAAACUCAGACAACUGCUUCUCCACUCAAAAUAUGUUUAGCGGCAGAAAAUAUUGUCAAUACUGUGUUGUCCAGCUAUGGUUUUCCCAGUCAACCUCUGAUUAAUGAAAGCAUGGAAACAAUGAAGCCAUUUUUCAUAUCAAAGCAAAACCCUAGAGGACAGAAGGAGAAGAAAACUUUGCUUGGAAUGUGGGAUGAAAGAAUCAGCUAUCUACCUGGAGACGGAAACACAAACUCUGAAGCCAGCAGGGGAGAUUUUUCUUUAUUGCAAAAAUGGGAAAAUAAGAGGUACCCAAAGAUAAAGGCUCUGAAGGAAUUUGAAGUCAUUACUUUUGCCGAUCACGAACUGGGUCCAAAUGAAAUUAAUUUGGUAGCAAGACAUGUAACCACAUGUGUGGUCACAUAUUUCCAGAACUUCAAAGCUAGAGUGUUCAGUGAGAAGAUGUCUAUUGUUUCGACCCUGUCAAAGAAAACCUAUGAAUCAGAACAGCGCCUAAGAAGCAUCUACAACGAUUCUUCACUUUAUCAACUUUGUGAACAUCUCACUGAGUGUGUCAUAUGUCAUUUAAUUUUAAGCAUUUCUGACAGCACCCAAGACGGUAGAGAAAGAGAGAAAGCACAGGAAAGCCAGAAUUCAGGCUUUAACAAGAUUAUUUCAAUUGAAUCUCAAGUGUUUGAAAACAGGUCACUUUCUAUUGGAGAACUUGCUUUAAGUAUUUCUGAAAUCAUUAUUAAAAUCCUUUUUAACAGUAACAUUAUAGAGGCUGCCACUCUACAGCAGAUGUUUUCUUUAAAAACAAAGUACAUUUACUGCCCAGAAGUAGCUGCUGCUGACUUUAAUGAUCUCUUUCAGGAUCUCUUAAUAGGAGUGAUUCAUGUACUGUCCAAAGAAAUAGGAAUAACUCAUCACAUUGAAAGCAGUGGAAGAAAUAAGUCAUUUUCCAUGAUUAGAGGCAAUAGUGUGCCCAUUUGCAACAAAACAAAUACCAUGAAAAGACAGACAGGCCGCAGAAACUGGGAAUCAUCUACUCACCAAAAUGAACAUCUCAUUCAAAAAAAUAAAUUAAAUUAUCUGGCAUCUAAGUUAAAGAGUCUAGUUAGCAGUCUAAAAACUCGUGAAUCCAAAGAAGUAGUUGAUAAAGUCUUUAAUAUUGUUUUAGAUUUAUUUUUACCCGAUGAACACCUAGGUGAGGUUAUGGAUUCUGAUAAAAAAGCAAGAAAACCUUUAUCAUCUUCGAAUGAUCAGCAAAGUAAUAGCCUACUUGUAAAUAACUUGGGGCUCACCCCCAAAUCAGUUCUUCUUCUCAAUAUCGUGUGUGAAAAGCUUAUUAGGACACUUCUGGAAAAAUGCACAAGCAAUGUCUUUCUCGAUAACGGCCCUCUUUCUGAUGAAAUAUCAGCAGAAGAAUGUCAACUUUUAAAAAUACUUCAAAGUGUAGAAGAUAAAGAAUUUGGUUAUUGUAAGGGAGUGACGGACUGUGAACAAUUUCAAGGAGAUUAUAUGUCAGACCUUUUGGAAAAUCUAGCAGAAAUGGACCAAGAUUUCUUGUCUUCAGACUCUAUGCUUACUAUUAUUUCCCACAGCUUGGUUAAAUCAUUGAUGGACAAACUAUGUCAGAGUACGCAACUCCUCCAAAGUCCACCUACUGCAAGCAAGCAUAGAACAAGAGAAAUACAGCCUAGUUUUAUAAAAGCAAAAAGGCAAGAAUUAGCAGAAUUAGGACAUGCUAAAGGUUCUGUGGGAUUCACGAGCUAUGAUGGCCAUGCUUUGACAGGAUCCCUGAAUAAUCCCAGUGUGGUUAGCUCCAAAAUACAAGCACCAUUUGGCAAGAAGUAUUCAGUAUAUCCCUCUUCUGUGUCACCUCUUAAACGACAGGAAACGAAGGCUAUGGGUACACUAGCCAUCCAUAAUAAGCUCUAUCUGGGAAAUAGGAAUACAGGGGUUUAUUCGGCCACAUUCUUGGAGGAAAUAAUUUCAGAACUGUUUUUUAAUCUCUCUAUUUCACUGUGGGGUGAAAAUGAAAACAUUACUGAGGCCUGGCUUACUAAGAUGAAUACAUUAUUAGUCAACAAUGUAGUGAAUGAGUUUAAAAAAGCACAUGUCACUGUUUUACGGAAUGCUGAAGAAAGUCUGUGUUUUCCACCAGUCCAAAAAGAAACUGUUAGUAGGAUUGUUGACUCAGUUUAUUAUGAUGUUUUACAGAAAUACAAAUUGAAAGUGACCUGUGGUGGUAAUCUGGCAUGUGACAAUACCUCAAUAGCAGCACAAAUAACUAACGGCAUUUUAUUAGAGAUUUUAGACUACCGACUCCCAUGUUGCUUCAGGGAGAGGCUCAUGCCUAAUUCAUAUUGCCCUCUCAAAGCUGAACUUAUUCUACAGAAACUACAAAAUAACCUGAGAAAGUUUGCUUCCAAAUCCAGGUCUUUGACAGGCUAUAGCACCAGACUGCCACACUCAUUUUUAGAAGAUAUCAUCAGAAGAGUUUUAUCUCAACUCAUUGCUCCACCUAAUAAGUCUUCCUCUUUGGGAAAAAACUAUGUCAUGAGUGCAGAUUUUAAUGAAAUGUCUAACUGUAUAACAAAUAAGGUCAUAUCAGCCAUUUCAAAACAUAAAAUUUGGUUCACUAUAUGUGAUAAUCAACAUCUAUGUGCAGGAAAAAACCUCCAGAAGAUGGUGGAUUCUGUUUACAGUAAUAUUAUGCAAACAUCUGACUCUCUUGUUUCCAUACAGAAAGGUAUAGUGAGCCGAAGCCCAAUUAUGGUUGACCGAAUAGCCAGUUUUAUUAUCCAAGAGAUUAUUGAAAAUCAUCUUCAACCAUUUUUGUGUGAAGCAGGUCUGCCUCGUCCAAGCACUCCCCUGGAUGCAAUAUCAAUCAUGGUUAAACAGGUGCUCAAUGAAGUCACAGACUCCCAUAGACCCAAGAUGCCAUUACCCUUAGGUAUUUACCCUGAUAUAUUCAUAGGGGAAAUUGUUGCCAGACUUUUAUCAAAGAUUUUCAGUUCAAAGCAUAACACUGAAAUUGAGCUGGAAAACAUGACACAAAAAAUAGUAAAGUCAAUAAGUAACCAUUUUGACAAAGCUAAAAUUCACAUGCUAUGUGACAGCAAAGAGGAGUCUCGCCCCUCUGUCGAUACGGACAUUGUGGAUGAACUGGUCACCUCGGUUUAUAGCAGUGUUUUAAAACAGCAUGGGCUAGACCCUGAGGUUGGUAAAGAGUCUGAAGACAGUGAGAUUUUUGUGGAAAAUAUUACCAAUUUAAUUGUAGCAGCUAUUUCAGAUUACCUUCUUCAUCCACUGUUUUCUGGGGAUUUGUCAUCUUCCAGUUCUAUUUCCACGGCUGAGAAUAUUGUUCAGGACAUUAUGAGUAACAUCGGUAAAUCUACCAAGCCAAGUCAGAGUUUAUCUCCAUACAACACCUUGCUGCCAUACACAUUUUUAGAAGACAUGAUCAGAGUACUUUUAUCUAGGAUCUUUUCUUCUGCAUCCAACACUGUUCCAAACACAGAAACUCUAAAAGAUAGGUCAAGAGUGAAUUUCAAUGAAAUUGCUUCAAAUAUAAUCAGUGAUAUUAGAAUGAAAAUUUCUCAACAUGAAAUUCAAUUUUCAAAAGAUGAAGAAGAAACCAAGUUUGUUUAUUCAGAAGAUGAUGCUCAGCAUCUUGUCGACUCAGUAUUCAAGAAUAUUUUACAAAACUCUGAGUCUCAAGAAUCAGUUGAGCAAAAUAUCACAAGCAGCGAUGAUGCUCUUAUUGAUAGAAUAGCAGGUUUUAUCAUUAAACAUAUUUGUCAACAACAUCUUCUGCCAUUUUUGAAUCGAAAGGCAUUGCCUUCAUCAUCAGACACACAUCUUGACAAUGAGAGAAGGCAGUGGUUUCAUACCAGUGUUUAUUCUUCAACUUUUUUGGAAGAUGUGAUCUCUGGAGUUUUAAGCAAAAUAUUCCACAGGGCGUUAGGCAUUGUACAAACAAAAUCAGUAAGAGAUUCAGAAGGUAAACUUUUGGAUAAAGCUGAAAACCUCAUACGCUUGAUAGCAGAGGAAUUCGCAAAAGCCCAAGUUAGUAUUCUAGAGAAUGCCGAGGAACGACUGUGUUUGCCUCCAGUGGGGAGAGAUGCAGUCAAAAACAUUAUUGACAUGGUGUUCAGCAAUGUUUUGCAAGAAUGUGAAAUGGACAUAACGCCUAACAAUGAUUUUCUAAAUGAUACAAAGACAUUGGCAGUGAGGAUAACUGAAAUCAUCCUGGCCGAAAUUUACGAUUUCCAAAUUCAUCCAAAUAUUAUAGGAAAGCUUUCUUUUAAGCCACAAGGCAAACUAAAUGUUAAUGUUUUGACAGAGAGAGUUCAAUGUUACAUUACUAAAUCAAGGUUCCAAAGACAGGCAUCAACAAUGUAUACUACCAUGUUAUCACACACACACUUGGAAAAAAUAGUCACUCAACUUCUCUCUCAGGUGAGUCCAUUGGCCUUCGGUACAGAAUGCACGGAUUCUUCCCAAUCAAACUUAAGUAAUACCAUCAUAAAGCUUAUAAAUGAAAUUAUGUUAAUAAUUUCAAAGCAUGCAAUAUGUAUUACUAAACAUGGCAAUGAAAAACAAAGUAUGAUUUCAGAAAAAAAUAUCAAGUCUAUGGUUGAUUCCAUUUGUGCCAAUCUUUCAUAUUCAGAUCUAUACCAGUCUCUUACAAAAGAUAAAAAAGGGAUAAGUAAUAUACCUGCUUCAAAAAUAGCAAGUUUUAUAAUAAAAGAAAUAUUUAACCAUCAUCUGCAGUCAUUUUUAUCUGGAGAUAAAACUUCCCUUUCAGCUACAGUAGAUCAAAAUGAUAAAGAGAAAGCAGAAGAUCCUAAACAAAGAGAGUUGUCUUUCAUUGUGAACUCAGCUGUCUUUUUGGAGGAAGUAAUUGCUGAGCUUUUAUGUAAACUCCUUUACGCAUUCUCCCAUAAUGUCUUGGCUGCUGAAAAGCCAGAUAGAGUAAAAGUCAAAAUUACUGGCAUUGUGACAGCAUUGGUCAGGUCAAUUGUUCUGGAGUUCGCCGCAUCAGAGAUUUUAGUUGCAGAUUCUUUCAAUAAUGACAUGUGUUCUUCAGAAAAAUAUAAAGAAAUGGUUCAAACAACAGUGAACCUAGUUUAUGAAAAAAUAUUGGGUGAAUAUAAAUCUCUGAUUCAAGUAUAUAUGGCUAUACAAAGCGACCCUACUCAUUUUGGAAGGAAAAUAUAUCAUUUGCUCUUGGAGGAAAUUUAUGAUCAUCAGGUGCAGUCGCUAGUGUCAGGAGGACUGGCAGCCUCCUCCUACGCUUCCCUUCAGGCUGACAGCAUCAUCAGGAGCGUGCUGAGCGUCAUCGGGAAGGGGCGCCACGGCCCCCCACCCUGUGUCACUGUGCUGCCCUGCUCCCUCUUACAAGACAUCAUUUCCAAGCUCAUAGCGCAUAUGUCCCCUUCGGCCUCCCCUGAAAGGGAGCGAAAAGCGGAGGGCGUUUCGCCAGAUGAGCAGUUCGGGGCUGCGGCCUCAAAGCUGACUGAUGAAAUUCUCACAGAGAUUUCUGAACACGAGAUCCGUCUUGCCACGGCAGAAGAGAACGCAGAGAGUGCACAGUUAGAAGCGAUCGAGAAUUUGGUUGACUCUAUAUGUAAUAAUAUCUUGAAAAAAUCUGAAUUUCAAGCGGAAGUGAAAAAAGAGGCAGGCAAAAAAGGAGGCUCGUUCCUCAACAAAGUAGCUGGUUUCAUCAUGAAGGAAAUCAUGGAUCAUCACCUGAAGCCAUUUUUACAUCGCCAAGGACCCUCUUCUGGUCAUUCCGACCAUGUCUCUGUACUUACUAAACCCAUUAAAGAAAAGACUCAGACUUCUCUGUAUUCCGCUAGAUUUUUAGAAGAUGUAAUUGUUGACCUUGUCCGCAAAUUUUAUUCUCUCCUAAGUAUUGCUGAAGAUUCUAAGAAAAAAGAAAUGCCAGAGACAGACGUUGUGAGGUUGGCUCUAAAAUUUGCCAACUCUCUGGUGGGAGAAUUUAGGAAAAGUGACAUUAAAGUUCUACCAAAUGCUGAAGAAGUGUUCGCUUUUCCACCAAUUGAUAAAGAGACAGUUGAUAAGAUAUCCAACUUUGUGUACGAUCAGUUCAUAGGAAAGUAUGACUCCACUGAAAUUCAGAAGGAUGAGAAAAGUAGCAGUCUAAUAGAAACAAUCGCUGCUUUAGCACAGAAGGCAAUCUCUGCUUUCAGGAUCCAACCCCUUUUUUCAGGAGACUGGUCUUCUGCCUUCUUUUCAUUUCUAAAUCCAGACAACGUCACCCAAAGGGUUCAGCACCUACCACAGAAAACCCCUGCACAGAUUAACACGUGCUUAAAAGGACACCAACCUACUUUUCCAGAACAAUCGUAUAAACACACUUCUCCAACCUCAGACCAGAAAAAUGUGCUGGACACUUUGGAAAUAGACAGAGGUGAAGCGAGUAGAAAGAAAAGUUUCCAAAGUGAGGCGACAUCAAUUAAAAAAGGCGAUACGCAAGAUCAGAAAGUUACCUCUAUAAUGAGGACCAUGAAAUACGGCAUGGUUAACCUGCUAGCAGGGUCCGCUGCAGGUGUGGCAAAUAAAAAGAGAGAGAAUGAAAAUAAAAUCGCAAUUUCAAUUAAAGAAUGUACUGAGAAUGUGCCAAAAGUUACCUCUCCGGCCACUGGUGUGAAAAGUACAGACACUCAGACGUCGGAUGUGAAGGUAACGCUUAAAAAUGACGAAGCUGAGAUGAAGCACAAAUCAGCUUCACAAGAUAAAGAGAGGCGAGGCAGUGGGGCACAAGCACAAAUCCCAGUAGCUCCUGAUGAUACAGAGUGUAAGGAGGAAACAGUCGAACCAGAUUCUGAAAUAAAUGAUGAAAAGAAGACUGGCAAAACAGGAGGAAAGUUAUUUAAAAAAGAAGGCGAGCCCUUUCAGUUAUCUAUGACACCCAAAGCGAGAAAUGCAGGGACCACAGUGGAGAAAACAGUGACACUAAAGCCAAGCACCGAGGAAAGAAAAGACAUUCCACCUCUCGUAGAUGUAAAUGAGAAACAAUACUCAAAUUAUGAGUAUGUUCAAAAUAUCAUUGAAAAUAUUUAUGAAAAUAUCUUACCAACAAGUGCUUCUCCGGUAUCAGGAGAUAAUUCAAAUAUCCAACAUCCCCCAAGUGAUACGGUUCAUGUAACUCAAGAGGUUAGCAAGGAUUUUGCACCAUCUGGUUCAGUAAAGGAUUUAUCCCGCUCAAUUAAUGAAAAUCUCCCUGACAAAGAGAAGGAGGAAAAAAAAGAGAGCGCGAGAGAAAAAGAGAAAAAACAAGAGAGAGAAAAAGAGAAAGUGGAAGUGAAGGAGAUUAAAAAGGAACCCAGUGAACCAGACAGUCCUCAGUUCACACCAGAACAUAAACCUGGAAUUUUUCCAGCUAAAUUUUUGGAAGAUGUUAUCAUCGAAAUGGUUAAGAUAUUGAUCUUUUCUACCUCACCAGAAACACAAAGACAUGAUAAAUGUCAAAAUGCAAGCGACGGUCAAAAUCAAGCUGAACUCUAUGACACAGCUAUGAAGCUGAUUGAUUCGUUGUUAAAGGAGUUUUCCGAAGCUCAAAUUAAGGUAUUUAGGCCAGAUAAAGAAAAUCAGUUUUUUCCACCUGUAGAUAAAGUGUCAUCAGUUCCUAAAGGACCUCUUGAGCAUAAAGAAUCAACUACAGGUGAGGCAUCAUUUGACAUUAAGAAAAUAACAGUGGAUAAAAUGCCACAUAUGCACGAAGUGACUAAAAACUUCCCUCUAAAUAAGAUGUCUCUCUUGGAGAGACUACCAGCAAUCAAUACAACAUUGGUUAGCAAAGUUGUUCAUUCCUCCGUGUGCAAUAUUUUGAAGGAUUAUAGAUCUCAAGACUCCAUCUGUAAGAAUAUAAAGAGCAAUGGGGAAGAUUUAGCAAGAAGACUGACGAGUGCAGUGAUAAAUGAAACUUUUCAACAUCACCUUAACUUGGCCCUUUCUGAUGUGGUUCCAGCUUCAGCAUGUUUGCCUCUGGAAUCUAAGGAUGUUGUUAAAAAGAUCCAAAAGGUGGCUCGAACAGCCAGCAAAGAAUGCCAGACAUCAUCGCCAUAUACCAUCAUGCUGCCUCAUGAAUUUUUAGACAAUGUGAUUUCUGCUCUUCUAUCUAAAAUUUUCUCAAUAGUAUCCAAAACCAAAGCAGAAACAUCGGAGGGCAACUGGCUCACAGAACUAGACCUCCUCCAAAUGAAGUUAUUAAGUACAGUCACAACAGAGAUUUCCAAAGACAAAGACAUGAUUAUUCAGCAUGUGGAAUCCUUACAUCCCAAUGAUGAUGAAAUUAUUCAAUUAGUGGUCCAUUCUAUUUAUAACAAUCUCUUGUCACAGUUUGGAUCACAAGAGAUUAUACAAAACUGUGUAGCCAGUGGGUGCAGAAUCCUCUCAGAAACCAUAGUUGAUUUAGUUCUGCGGGAAGUGGCUGGUAAUCAGCUGCAGAACUAUUUUUCUGGAGAGCUAACUCCAAGUCAGUGUGCAGAAGUUGACAGCAUUAUUGAAAAUAUUCUUAAAGAUGUUAUCCACACGACCGAUGCUCUCCAGCCUCAGCCAUCACAUGCUCACAGGCUGCAUUAUAACAUAAUAGAAGAAGUUGCUGUCAAAUUUUUAUCAAAGCUCUUAUCUGUGUUUCCCAAAGUAGAUAAGGAAAGGAACAAAUCUCUAGAAAAUGAAAUGAAAAACAUCAUCUCAAAAAUAUUAAAUUCAAUACAAGAAUUUAUCUCAAAAAGUAAGAUUAAGCUUAUACCACCAGCCAAGGAAGUAUCUACUGUACCUUUAGCUGACAAGAAAACUAUUGAAAAAGUAGUCAAUUCCGUUUAUACCAGGGUUUUAAACCACUCUGGCUCACAUACCUCUAUAUUCAAAGAUUUAAUGGGAAAGAGCAAUGUCCUCUCUGAUAUAAUAGGAUUUUUAAUGGUAAAGGAAAUUUCCAAUUCUGAAUUCCAACCUCAAGUAAAGGAAGACGUAUCAAGCUCAGAAUUAGCUCUGGAAGCUGUCAAAAUUAUGGAAAAAGUGGUCAAAAUUGUUGAUGAAUUUAAGUCCCAGGAAAAGUCUUCAUCCAGAAAAGAUUCUAUGUUAGAAGCCAAAUUUUUAGAGGAAGCAUUGGCCUUGUUCUUGGCCAAAAUAGUAAGGUUGCCAAGUGCCUCAAGCAAGGAUGCCAAAAACAUAUCAAAGCCCGAGUUACAUAAAAUUGCAUCUCAACUGACAAAAUCUGUGACAGCCGAAAUUUCCAAAAGUAACAUUAGUCUUGUUGCUGCUGAACCUGAAAAAGAGCUUUUAAAUCCAGAAAGUAUAGAAAUUAUUUCCCAAGUUAUUGACUCUAUUUAUAGUAAUGUGCUGCUACAAUCUGGAACCCACAAAGACCUUUACCAUGAUAUAAAAGGUAAAAACAGAGUCUUCCCCAAAAAAGUGGCUAGUUUAAUCAUUAAUGGAGUUUCAAACAUUCCAAUAGAUACAGAGAAGUCAAAGGAUCCAAAUGCCGAUCUCUUUGGAGAUCUAGACGUUAAUAGGAUUGUUCAAAAGGCACAAGAACACGCUUUUAAAAGGAUCCCUGACAGACAGAAAGGAGAGUCAGGUCAAGAUUCAAGUAAAGAGGAAAUGCCUAUUAAAAUAGUCCCACAUAUCGGGAAUAAACCAAUCAAAAUAGAUCCAGACAUUGUUGCAGAACACUUAGCAGUAAUUUCUGUAAAAACUGAACCUCUUGAGAAACUUCAGAUGGAGUGUUUGAAAAACACCGGGCACAGCAUCGCAGAACUGAGAAGAGCAUCAAUAAUUGGGAGAAGUGGCUCAUCGCCAGAAGCAUCCAAUGCGGAAAACGUAAAGAAAGAAAGACGUACCUCAUUGAAUAGGACAGGACGGCUGGAUAUAAAACCCUUAGAGGCUGUUUGCAGAAAUUCGUUUCAAAAUCUAAGAAAGCCUGAUAUCACCAAGGUGGAGCUUUUAAAAGAUGUCCAGAACAAACAAGAUCUUCUCAUCCGAUUAGUAGCUCAUGAUAUUGAAAAUAAUUUAGAAAAUAACAGGGAAGAAGAACAAAUAUCUGGCUAUUAUGAAAUUGUCCUAAGAGAGGACAUACAAGAGGACUACUUAGAAGAACAACUUGAAGAUCAAGCGAAAGAAGCCACAAAGGCAAAUAUUGAAAGCACUAAAGCAACUUCAAAUCAUAUACUAGAACCUAAGGAGAGAGAAGUUAAACAUCCUGUUGCUGAGCUUAGCAUGUCCACCUACUCGACAAUCCUGGCUGUAACAGACUCCUUUGGAGAAAAAGAGCCACAGGAUAAGAAAGAAGAAAGAAAUAUUACUGAACCAACACAUCACCUCAUACACAGAAUUAUGAGCGCAUCUUCAUACAACCAAGAAGAUCUGAUUCUAUCUGGCAGUGAGACCCAAGAUUGUACCCCAGGCACACAUGCUAAAGUAUUAGAAGAAACUCCCAGGGGCAGUACUUCCAAACAAGGAUCUAAAAUGCUGGCAAAGGUAACUUCAGCUCUGUCAAAGGUGUUUUCUCGAAGUAACAGCAGUACUACCAAAUCUUCGUUACCACCUCACCAGGAAGAACGGUGA